AAAAAGUCCACGAAACUGCCUUGAUUACAACACUGAGAAGCGAAACACUGAGCCAAACCGAAAUUCUCGAGACAUAUAUAUAAUGGCAUCCACCUAAGAGCUCUUCGUCUAUUUCAUAGAUAAUCUCGAACUCUAGACCCUCACCCAACCAGACUGUCUGGCCUAGUCAGCACCCCGAACCAUGUCACCCACGACCAGUCUAAAGAACGCCUCGGCGACCGAGGACCAUCAGCUCGACACAAUUCCCGAGUCAAAUUCAUGGCUCGCCAAAGUUCACCCGUACUUCAAGAACCCCCAACAUGUGUUCAUUCUUAAGCUCGACGCAUUCCUUCUAUCAUGGGCAUUCGUUGCCGGUCUAUUCAAAGAUAUGGAUCAAAGCGCCACUACUGCCGCCUAUGUUUCUGGAAUGAAAGAAGACCUGGGGCUUCUUGGUAACGAAUUGGUCGAGUUCACAACAUGGUUUUCCGUUGGCUACGCACUGUUCAUCGUGCCCUCGCAAUUGAUCCAAACCCGGGUCCGACCGUCGAUAUUCCUUCCUAUCUGCGAGAUAGUCUGGGGAAUAUUUACUCUUUUCACUUACAAGGCGCCAAAUGCCAAGACUAUUUACGCGCUGCGAUUCUUUCUCGGAGUCUUCGAGUCAACCUCAUGGCCUGGAAUCGUAUCUCUUAUCCUGAACUGGUACACGCCAAAAGAACUUGGAAAGCGACUGGCAAUCUUUGGCGUCAGUGGCGUCGCAGGAAACAUGUUUCUGGGUAUCGUCCAGGCAGCUCUCUACAGGAACCUGAACGGCGCCCAAGGCCUUGCAGGCUGGCAAUGGCUUUUUAUUGUCUCAGGAGUCAUGACCAUCUUCUGGGGCAUCGUAGGCUUCUUUGUGAUUCCUGAUUCGCCCGCCAUCACCCGGGCUCUAUACUUGUCGGAGCAGGAGAGAGAACUUGCUCGCGCAAGGAUGGACGAGAGUGGAACCAAGACAUCCGGCAUCAUCCCCUUCAAGGUUUUGGUUCAGAAACUGAAGCUUCUUGUUCAAACCCCUAUAACUUACCUUUACCUGGCUGGUUAUCUACAGUUCGCCUGGAGUCAGCGUGCCAACGCUUACUUCUUGCUCUACCUGAAGGGGCUUACCAAAUCGAACGGCGACCCAUUGUACUCCGUCUACACCGUCAACCUGAUCCCCUUGGGAGGUUACGGCAUCAGCAUUGUAUGCAACAUUGGGCUGAACGCUCUCAGUGACUGGAAGGGUUGGCGAUGGCAAGUUGCAGUCGCAGUUGCGGCUGUGCAGGUGCUCGCAACCUCGGUUCUUGCGGGCUGGCCUGACUCUCGACACACUAUCAUGGCAUUCUAUUUCUUGACAUUCGCUACGGCGGCCUGGGGGUAUGCACUCCUAGCCUGGAUGGCCGAGAUCCUUCGCAAGGAGCCAGAGGUGCGAUCAAUUCUUGUCGGAAUUGCAGUUACCCUUGUUUAUGCCGGGCAUGCCUCGAUUCCACUUCGGGCGUGGCGCGUGGAUGACAGCCCGAGAUAUCCAAUCGGCUUCCCCUUGGCGGCAGCCUUCGCUGUUGGAAGCAUCAUUGCCAUCCUGGGGUUGCUUUUCUACAUUAACAGGUACCCCGAGAUUUUGGAUUGGGGCUUGGACCGAGAGGGAGCUAAAUCUAGAGCGGUGGAGGAGAUUAUCCCUGGUGAAAUAAGUAAGGAGAACCGAAACCGCGGUCCUGGUUGGGCGUCGAAAAAAAAUGCUGUCAUUUUCGCCGGACCCGUGGGCCUCGCGGAUCGCCAUUAA
Ilyonectria robusta is the source of this 1771-nucleotide messenger RNA. Its product is annotated as major facilitator superfamily domain-containing protein. Bases 182 to 1771 code for a protein of 529 amino acids. Gene Ontology annotation, cellular component: membrane. Gene Ontology annotation, molecular function: transmembrane transporter activity. Lineage: Eukaryota; Fungi; Ascomycota; Sordariomycetes; Hypocreales; Nectriaceae. The record is from RefSeq and is a predicted model, not a curated record. The transcript is spliced from 4 exons. Gene Ontology annotation, biological process: transmembrane transport.